AGGGAUGUCACGGAAGUGUACUGCUGGCAGCACCGCGUCGCACCGCGCUUUGCACCUAAUGCUGCAACAUGGUCCCCAGAAGCCUGAAGCCACAGAUUCAUCCACACUCGGGGGUCAACUCUCCGGCCUGCGGGUGUAGGUGACAUUACCUUCUGUAAAUUCUGAGGGCCCGGGAACCUCAGGGUGGGGGUAUCAGCCUCUCCUCACUCAGCAGCCCCCACCCCGCUGUUCCGCUGGGAGUCCCCCAGCAGCUCAGUGAGUCCUCUUGCUAAGCUGAACCCCAAUGGGACGCUGAAAUGCCAGCCUCUCCCUCCUGCCAGCUCCCCUGAUUCCUGGGUAAGGGAUUCCUUCAUCGCUCUGGGGACCCUGUUCCUCCUUCCAGCUCUGCUCCAGAAAUGAGGGAAGAGGCUCUCUCCCCCAGCCCCGUGACAGCCCCACGGCUCUCACCGACCCAUGCCACCUCCCCAGCCUCAGACGUUUUUCCUCUGCAUGUGGGCAAGGGCCUGUGGGGAGGAUGUGGGUCUGAGGGGCCAGCAGUGAGCCCUGCAGUGGGAAGGAGGUCUGGGGGGAUGGCCACUCAACCAGCCUGUGGAUGCUGAGCCCCUCGGAACCGGCCAGACCCCACCAGACAGCCUGCCACAGAGAAGCGACUGCUCCGAAGAAGCUGCCAGAAGGGAGGAGGAGGAGUGGCGGGGUGGGCCGCCAUUCCAGUGGGAGAGACCACUGAGGAGCAAGAGGACCAAUCACUAAUCAUACACAAAAUAGUUGCAUGCAACAUGGAUUUAGGCCGGGUUCUCAAGAGGUGGCCUGAGGAAGUGGAUGAAGCUGACGGCACUUGGGGUGCUGGGGUGCAGGUGCGGGAGCGGAGAGAGCCCAGGCUGGCCCUGGUCACAGGAAGUGGCAGAGGAAAGGGGGCCGGGAUUGGGGAGGAAUGACUCACAAUCCAUGCUGUGAGGCCCCUUGUUUUCUUUGGCAGCAGGAGGGUUCUCACCCUGAGGAGAGCUGGGGCAGGAGGGGCAGUAAGCAGACCAGCAGCUCUAGGUCUUUCUAUUCCUCCCACGGCAUGCCUUGAAGGCUCUGGCCUGGCCCGCCUGGCUUUGGAGGGAUCCCAACGGCCUCACUUGGCCAAGGGACUGAGGUGCCCAACAUGCAAGCAGUGUGCUCCUCCUUGAGGAAUUCCCCAAGGCCUCUGGUUUGUGGGGCACACUCCAGGCUUAAUCCCUCUAGUUUGGAUGCCAGCUCCCCCCCCACCCAUGGCCCGAAGCAUCGGCCUGUCGCCCAGACGCUUGUGAGGCUCUCCACCCACCUUCUCUGCUUUCUGGGCCCCCUACCCCGCUGGCUCUUUCUUGGAACCACAGGUAAUUCCCUUGGGAAGCUUUUUCAAACUUCUGUUUAUACCUCAAGUACAGGCCGUAUUAACACCCUCUCUGCCAAAAAUUUGAGAUCAUGGAUAAAAAAAAGAUAAACCCUAUCUAGAUAUACAUCCUUUCUAGAGGGAUAUUCAGAUGCAAAUGGGUGACUUCCAGCUUUACAAUAUUCACUCACAAUAACCCACAGUCAGACACCAUCUCAUGCACUCCUGAACCAGAGGUACUGUCUUCAUGAGGUGCGGUGGCAACGAGGCAGGGGAAGGGAGGCAUAUACACUGGUGGGCUGCGUAAUGUUGAGCUGGCUCUUGGGGCAGGCGCGGAAGGCAGGGGGGCUCUGAUUUAUAGCGCGUGCUGAUUCCCGUGGUGUAUGCUCCCACUGUGGCUGGUUUCAAGCUCCCCAUGUGAAGUCACCCAGGGCAGACCUGGGAAGAGAUGCCAAUCUUCAGCUCUCAGGAGCCAGUAUGAUCUGACUCCCAGCACACCACCGGAUGGGUGGCAACCUCCAAUGGAGUUGGAAGAGUUCCACAAGCUUCUUUGUGGCCAGGGCCCAGAGAGGGAAGGGAGAACCAAAAUGAUGGUGACAUCUCGGUGAUCACAGGGGAAGAGAGUCUCAGCGAGGACAAAGAGGUCGUGCACAUUCUCUGCUGCCCAGUGGCAUAGAAGGAAGAGGCCGGAGAAGCUGCUGGAUCUGACUGACCCCACCCUGCUCCCCAAGUCUCACCCAUCACCCCUGAGACCCAGGCUCUCUCUACAGGUCUGGGGCUCUGUCUUAUGAAGGGGGGCAGGCUCCCAUCAGAGGCUUGACCAUCUGCACAGAAGGAGCAAGGGCUGGAAAAGAAAGGACAAUAUGUUGGGGUGGGGGGGAGAGGAAUGUCCUGACAGGAUCUGCUCUGGGAAGGCACCAGGCCUGCCAAAGCCACCCUGGGUCACCAACAUGAAUUGGGGUGCCAAGAUCCUCGCUCUCUCUCUCUCUCUCUCUCUUUUUUUUUUGUCCCAGGACAUUCUGUGGGGCAGAAGGGCACCUCCUCUCUGCCCCAGGUGGGAGCUCCCAGGAGAGCUGCUCAUUUGGGGCCCUUCCCAUGAAAUUCCAGAAGAUUCCCUCCUGUCAGAUCAGGGUCAUAGCAACUGAGAACAAUGCUGGACAGGCCGAGCGAGCUCUGCAUAGGGGCAGGGGGUCUGGGAGAGCGUCAGAAGCUGCUGGGGCCUGUCCGACCCAAACUGGGCCACUGGUGGGGCCUUUCAUGUCCGCCUUCCUCUCGGGGCCUGCCUUUGCCUCUUCCCACCCCACUACCCCCAGUGCGGCAAUUACGGCGCUAAUUAGGGCGCUUUGAUCAUCUUUAGAAAUGGCUACAUGGGGGAGAGACGCUGCCAAGCAAUUAGGGGCAGAGGGGCCGGGAGCUCGGGCACCUCCUCGGGGGGUGGGGCUGCCAAGGACCCUCAGACACCCCCUGCCCUCCUCCCUCCAGGAGUAUCUGCCCCCAGCAUAGCCAUAAACUCCUCAGGGAGUAGAGGCAGAUGGGAAUCCCCCCCCCAUCUGAGCCCUGGAGACAGGGCCAACCCCUACCCACUGGCCCCCCUCUGCCUGGCCCCCAGCCCAACCGUCAGCUCUUCUGGCCUGUCCAGGCCCCUUUGAUGGAGCCGCAGAAACAAGGGCUCCUUUGACAGAAGGGGGGCCUCAGAGCCGGGACUAUGAAACUUCAAAGGUGAGGGUCGAGCCCACUACCCCGAUCCCUCCCCCAACCCUGGCCCCCCUCCCGAGUACCCCCCCCAGUCUGUCCUCUAUAUAGCCCCCCAAGCCCCAUUCCCCUGUGGGCUCCGGGGAGUUAAGGGCCAGGUGAGGGACCAACUGAGGAAGGUGGGUGAUUUUGAAGGGCGGGAACAGUCAGAUGAUUUGAGGGACAAGAAUCCAGUGCCCAGGGGCAGAAAGGCAGUGGGAGGCAGCCACCAAAGGAUUAGCACCUGCAGGGUGGACCCCAAGGGGGAAAAGGGCCAGGGUCGCCCCGGCUCCCAGUCAUCAUGCUGCUUCCCGUGCUGCUGCUGCUGCUGCUGCUGCCCCUCCCAGACCCAUGGUCUGCCUAUGGGCACCCCCUGUAUAUGCGCCUACCCCCCAGCACCCUGCAAGCUCUGUCAGCCCAGGGCACGAAAGCAUUGCAGGCUGCCCAGAGGAGCGCCCAGUGGGCAGUGAAUCGAGUGGCAAUGGAGAUCCAGCACAGACUGCACGAGUGCAGAGGUUGUGCCAACCACACCAUCCCAUGCCCCGCAGGACCCUGGCGUUCUAGGCCUCAGGCUCCCCUCCUCCAAGAUCCAGCAGAGCCAGGGCCGUGCGGCGAGAGGCGCCCGAGCACUGUCAACGUGACCCGUGCCCACGGCCGCAUUGUGGGGGGUAGCGCUGCGCCCCCCGGGGCCUGGCCCUGGCUGGUGCGGCUGCACCUCGGGGGGCAGCCUCUGUGCGGCGGCGUCCUGGUGGCGGCGUCCUGGGUGCUCACCGCGGCGCACUGCUUCGCGGGCGCCCCGAACGAGCUUCUGUGGACGGUGACGCUGGCCGAGGGCCCCCGGGGGGAGCAAGCGGAGGAGGUGCCGGUGAACCGCAUCUUGCCCCACCCCAAGUUCGACCCGCGGACCUUCCACAACGACCUGGCCCUGGUGCAGCUGUGGACGCCGGUGAGCCGGGCGGGGGCGGUGCGCCCCGUGUGCCUGCCCCAGGGUCCCCGGGAGCCCCCAGCCGGCACGGCUUGCGCCAUCGCGGGCUGGGGGGCCCUCUUCGAAGACGGGCCUGAGGCCGAGGCGGUGAGGGAGGCGCGAGUGCCCCUGCUCAGCGCUGACACCUGCAAAAGGGCGCUGGGGCCCGAGCUGCACCCCAGCAGCAUGCUCUGUGCCGGCUACCUGGCCGGGGGCAUCGACUCAUGCCAGGGUGACUCCGGAGGCCCCCUGACCUGUUCUGAGCCUGGCCCCCAGCCCAGGGAGGUCCUGUACGGAGUCACCUCCUGGGGGGACGGAUGCGGAGAGCCAGGGAAGCCCGGGGUCUACACUCGUGUGGCCGUGUUCAGAGACUGGCUCCAGGAGCAGAUGAGCGCACCCCCCUCCAGCCGGGAGCCCAGCUGCAGGGAGCUGCUGGCCUGGGACCCGCCGGGGGAGCCGCUGGCCGACGCCGCCGCGCCCUGCGCCUUCUACGCGCGCCUGUGCCCCGGGCCCGCGGCCGCCUGUGCGCGGCUGGCGCAGCAGCAGUGCCUGCAGCGCCGGAGGCGAUGCGAGCUGCGCUCGCUGGCGCACACCCUGCUGGGCCUGCUGCGGGGCGCUCAGGAGCUGCUCGGCCCGAGCCCGGGGAUGCGGCGCCUGGCCCCCUUCCUGGCGCGCCCCGCCCUGGCGCUCCUGGAGCCUCCCAGGCACCCCGCCCGCGAGCAGCGGCUGCACCCAGGAUCGCGGGCUGCCGGCGCUCGGUUCCCGAAGCGGAGGCCGGAGCAGCGCGAGGAAGCGAACGGCUGCCCUGGGCUGGAAGGCCUGCGACAGAAGUUGACCACCCUUCAGGGCACCCAUGCCUGGAUCCUACAGGUUCCAUCAGAGCACUUGGCCAUGGACUUUCAGGAGGUCCUGGCCGAUCUGGGCUCCAAGACACUGACUGGCCUCUUCCGAGCAUGGGUACGGGCAGGCUUGGGGGGCCAGCAUGUGGUCUUUGGUGGCCUGGUAGGCCUGGAGCCAGCCACGAUGGCCCGCAGCCUCCCCCGGUUGCUGGUACAAGCCUUGCAGGCCUUCCGCUUGGCCGCCCUGGCGGAGGCAGAGGGAUCCCAGAUGGGAGCAAGGCAGAGACAGGGGCUGGGGACCAAGGGGCAUCACUCACUCAGUCCUCAGAUUUCUCCAGCCAGGGGGCCAUGAGCCACGUCUGGGCCCCCAACCCCUGGCGGGGACCUACCACUCUGGGAGGCUCCUGUGAUGACAAAGUGUCACGGCCACAGUGGGCUGGGUGUGUGGGGUGGGGGACCAGGGUCCAUGUGUCUUCCCGGAUGUGCCAUCAGAAAAUCACAGCUGCUUUAAUAAACAUUAUUUAUGAUC
This is a messenger RNA of Canis lupus familiaris (dog), 5417 nucleotides long. RefSeq names its product serine protease 56 (gene PRSS56). Gene Ontology annotation, molecular function: serine-type endopeptidase activity. Gene Ontology annotation, biological process: proteolysis. Bases 3387 to 5240 code for a protein of 617 amino acids. Lineage: Eukaryota; Metazoa; Chordata; Mammalia; Carnivora; Canidae. The transcript has 13 exons. The record is from RefSeq and is a predicted model, not a curated record.